UUGCAAAAAAGAAACAUUUCAGCUACUCAUCGAUUCUAUAUUUCAUUUGAAAACAGCAUAUGCCAUGAUUACAUUACGGAGAAAUUCUUCAAACGAGUUUCGCAGUUGCUUGUUCCUGUUGUGAUGAAAAGAGGAAUUUAUGAAGAUGCUGGCAUUCCACCACGUUCUUUCAUAGCAGUGGACGACUACAAAUCUCUAAAAGAUUUGGGGAAUUAUUUGGAUCUUUUGCGAGUAAAUGAUAAGGAGUAUCUAAGGUAUUUCGAAUGGACGGAACAUUUUCGAAAGCCGGAAACAUAUCAAAGCAACGCACUAUGCAAACUUUGUGAAGACAUUUAUAAUGGUAGGAAACUGGCAGUGCACGACAUCAAGAAGUACUACGAAAUUGGGCAGUGUACCGACUCUGACAAUCCAGGUGGACGACCCGCAUGCUUGGGCAGAUCAUGCCACAGGACGAAGAACCUGAUUUUGGGGGCUUGA
Messenger RNA from Strongylus vulgaris, 477 nucleotides. NCBI's taxonomy places the organism in Eukaryota, Metazoa, Nematoda, Chromadorea, Rhabditida, Strongylidae. The record is from the annotation of a GenBank genome assembly.